Melanotaenia boesemani (Boeseman's rainbowfish) is the source of this 1758-nucleotide messenger RNA. RefSeq names its product mevalonate (diphospho) decarboxylase a (gene mvda). Gene Ontology annotation, cellular component: cytosol. The transcript is spliced from 10 exons. Gene Ontology annotation, biological process: isopentenyl diphosphate biosynthetic process, mevalonate pathway; isoprenoid biosynthetic process. NCBI's taxonomy places the organism in Eukaryota, Metazoa, Chordata, Actinopteri, Atheriniformes, Melanotaeniidae. The record is from RefSeq and is a predicted model, not a curated record. Gene Ontology annotation, molecular function: diphosphomevalonate decarboxylase activity; ATP binding. The coding region runs from base 118 to 1329 and encodes 403 amino acids.
CGCUACAGUAAGGUGGACUUAGCUACGCUGAAACUGCUUAAUAUCAUAACGCCCGUGCAGAGUUUUAUAGUUAGCAGAUUGUAUUAUUAACACAAACAUUGGUUUACAGACAGAGUUAUGCCAGAAGAAAGUAUGGACAAGCCAUAUAUAGCUACAUGCACCGCUCCCGUGAAUAUAGCUGUCAUUAAAUACUGGGGAAAACGAAAUGAAGAAUUAAUUCUGCCCAUUAACUCGUCACUGAGCGUCACAUUGCAUCAAGACCAGUUGAAAACUACUACAACAGUUGCAACCAGCAGAGCAUUUCUGCAGGAUCGAUUAUGGCUCAAUGGCAAAGAAGAGGACAUAACCCAUCCAAGGCUCCAAUCCUGUCUGAGAGAAAUUCGCCGACUAGCAAGAAAGAGACGUAAUGUUGGAGGCCCUGACUCAACAGAUUUGGCUGGUUUGUCUCAUAAAGUCCACAUUUGCUCUGUAAACAACUUUCCAACUGCCGCUGGACUCGCCUCAUCUGCUGCUGGAUUCGCUUGUCUAGUUUAUAGUCUAGCUCAAGUGUUUGGUGUGGAAGGAGAGUUGUCUGGGAUUGCUCGUCAAGGCUCAGGCAGUGCAUGCAGGAGCAUGUAUGGAGGGUUUGUCCAGUGGAUCAUGGGAGACAAAGAUGAUGGGAAAGACAGUCUGGCCCAGCAGGUGGAGCCAGAGACUCACUGGCCUGAACUCAGGAUCCUUGUACUAGUGGCCAGUGCUGAACGGAAGCCAAUAGGCAGCACCUCAGGGAUGCAAACCAGCGUACAAACAAGCUGUCUAUUAAAGCACCGGGCUGAGUCUGUCGUCCCAGUCCGGAUGGAAGAGAUGAUUGAAGCAGUGCGAAGAAAGGACUUCCCUGCGUUUGCUGAACUAACUAUGAAGGACAGCAACCAGUUUCAUGCCACCUGCCUUGACACAUACCCUCCUAUCUUUUACCUCAGCAGUGUUUCUCAGCAGGUCAUCCACUUGGUGCAUCGCUACAACAGGCAUUAUGAGGAGACGAGGGUUGCCUACAGUUUUGAUGCAGGGCCCAAUGCUGUGAUCUUCACUUUACAGCAGUAUGUUCCAGAGUUUGUUCGAGUGGUUCAGCAUUUCUUCCCCCCAGACACCAACGGAGAAGAUUUUAUUAAAGGUCUUCCAGUCAAACGCGCCACUCUUUCUGAAGAGCUGAAACUGGGUAUUGGUCUAGAACCCAUGCCGAAGGGAAUAAAUUACAUUAUUAGUACCAAGGCAGGACCAGGCCCUCGUGUUGUAGAGGAUCCCACUCAGCACCUGCUGUCACCUGAUGGGUUACCAAAGAAAACUGUGUGAAACCCACUGCCCUGAAGAGACAAGCUCCAGGGAGCAGUAAUACAGCCAAUUCAACAAACAAUAAAUAUGUAUUAGUCUGGUGUGACUAGGUUUUUAGAAAUCACAGCAAUAACAUGCAUCUUUUCUACUGGUGUGGAUACUAGCAGAUCUAACUGUACUGGUACGUCUCCUCAUCUUGCAAUCAGUCUUUCUCAAGUGUCUACUUUUUGUUUGUUUGUUUGUUUAUUUACCACUGGAGCUGGUCCUUUUCUCUCUUAGGUUUGUGAGAGAAUGGUUUCAGUGUGUUUAUAUAUCAUUGAGUUUCAGCAGGUUCCAAUGAUCAUGGCUACUUGUAGUUUUUUUAUCUUUAUAAACAAUUUCUGAUCAGCAGAACACAAUUUAGUUAUGUGAGAUUAUUGUUUAAAAGACAAUAAAUAAUAUAUUUUAAUC